AUGACGAAUGAAACUGGCCAACAACUACAAGAAGCCGGACCUAGUACACCAGUUCGGGUCUCCGGUUGGAAAGAAGACAUUCCGACUCCGGGCGAAGUGCUAUUGGAAGUGCCGUCGGUGGAUCGUGCCCAACGAGCUGUGAAAUUUCGUGCUGAAAAGGAAAUGGCGGAGAAAGCAGAAAAGGACUGGGAAGCGAUCGAAGAAAAGCGAAAGGAGGAACGUGAAAAGUAUUUGGAAAAUCGCCAAAAACUCUUGAAUAAGGUUUCUUUACUUAUUUUUCUCCGUUUUCUCAUCAUAAAGGUCAAAAAGGAUGAAGUCGUCAUCAAUCCUUUUGGAAACAACGUGCGUUAG
Messenger RNA from Cooperia oncophora, 351 nucleotides. The record is from the annotation of a GenBank genome assembly. Lineage: Eukaryota; Metazoa; Nematoda; Chromadorea; Rhabditida; Trichostrongylidae.